AUAAACACCCAUAGACUUGAAAAAGAAUCAUUUGGGUCAAAUCAACCAUGAAAAUCCACUAUUCCCUCCAUUAACAGCUCGUCACUCUCAACGUAGAUGUUCUUUUAAGAGAAAACCCAUCAAAAAAGGCAAAUUUUACACUAUGGAUCCAUGUCCAUUCCUUCGUUUGAUCAUCGAAUCAUUAGCUUUAAAACUGCCGCAACCCACAAAACCAGUCGCCGUCGCCAGUGGUGGCGUUUACCCAACGACGACACCGUGUUUCUGCAAGCUCAGGCUCAAAAACUUCCAGUCUCAAACGGCUUUGUUGCCACUCAGCAAUGGUUCCGGUGAUUCUCCCCCUGAAUCUUCCACCUCCGCCGCUGGUUUCCACCUCGACGCUCUAACGCUCCGCCGUGUCUCCGGCAAGCCUGUGACGCUAUGUGUCGAGGUAUUUACCGGGCGUAUGGGUCGCUCCUGCGGUGUCAACAGUGGGAAGUUGGUCGGUUCGGUUCAGGUUACGGUCCACUUGGGAGUGUCGCAAACUAGACCGGCAGUGUUUCAAGAUGGGUGGAUGAAACUCGGCAACGAUCAUGAAAAACCCUCCGCUAAGCUUCACUUAACGGUCAGAACCGAACUGGAUCCUCGGUUCGUUUUCCAGUUCGGCGGAGAACCGGAAUGUAGCCCCGUCGUGUUUCAAAUUCAAGGCAACAUUAGUCAACCGGUUUUCAGUUGCAAGUUUAGCGCGGACCGGUCAAGAUCGCGGUCUCUCCCACCCAAUUUUUCCAACAAGAAUAGAGGAUGGAUGAGAACAUUAGCAAGAGAAAAGGAAAGGCAAGGGAGGGAAAGGAAAGGAUGGAUGGUAAUGAUAUAUGAUCUAUCCGGUUCUCCGGUCGCAGCCGCCUCGAUGAUCACUCCCUUUGUGCCUUCCCCUGGAACCGAUCGCGUCUCGAGGUCCAACCCCGGGGCGUGGUUAAUCCUUCGCCCACACGGCUUUUCCGUCAGCAGCUGGAAACCAUGGGGUCGUCUUGAGGCGUGGAGGGAACGUGGUCCUGUUGAUGGCUUGGGCUAUAAAUUCGAGCUCGUUACCGACAAUGGCCCUAGUAACGGCGUCCCCAUUGCCGAAGCUACAAUGAGCGUGAAAAAGGGUGGCUUAUUUUGCAUUGAUCGGAGAGUAUCGAAAUCCGAUUCGGCAGCAUCGACGAGUUCGAGGUCACCUAUUAAGGGUUUUGUUAUGGGUUCAACCGUUGAAGGUGAAGGCAAAGUUAGCAAACCAAUGGUACAAGUUGGGAUCCAACAUGUUACAUGCAUGGCUGAUGCUGCACUGUUUAUUGCACUGUCGGCCGCCAUUGAUCUUAGUAUGGAUGCUUGUCGACUUUUCUCGAGGAAAUUAAGGAAGGAACUUUGCCAUGAUGAACAAGAUUCAUGUUCUUAAUUUUUUUUUUUUAUAAAAAACUCCCUAAAAGUUUCACUUGUCUUGCAGUGAUAACCAGUUGGUUUGAGUAAAAAGCUGAAAAAAAUGAAUAUUUCUUUUUUACCCCCUACAUGUUUUCCAAAAUUUCUUCCAUUAGGGGACAUAUUUAUAAUAAUUCACACAGUUUUUUUUAUUCUGUUGAAAAAUUAUAGAGGAACAUUAUACUACAUGUAAUUUGUAUAGGCAAAAUCCAAUUGCUUAAUACUGUUUGUUCA
Messenger RNA from Gossypium arboreum, 1665 nucleotides. RefSeq lists its product as uncharacterized. The transcript has 2 exons. Lineage: Eukaryota; Viridiplantae; Streptophyta; Magnoliopsida; Malvales; Malvaceae. Bases 143 to 1411 code for a protein of 422 amino acids. The record is from RefSeq and is a predicted model, not a curated record.